Messenger RNA from Ruditapes philippinarum (Manila clam), 925 nucleotides. RefSeq names its product failed axon connections homolog. The annotation marks the transcript as partial. Lineage: Eukaryota; Metazoa; Mollusca; Bivalvia; Venerida; Veneridae. The transcript has 3 exons. The record is from RefSeq and is a predicted model, not a curated record. Gene Ontology annotation, cellular component: cytoplasm.
UCGUUUAACUUUGUGAAUCUACUUUUGUCAUUUUAAACAUGUAACUGUGUAAAUGUACUGUUGUAGUUCUACGACUGGAAACACGUUUUAUUAAAUUAUAUUUUCUGCAUUCGAGUUUUACAUUUCAUUUGUGUUUUUCAGGUACAUAUAGAUAUAUCUACAAGUGUGUAAACAUGCUUAUGUAUUAUAUGCAAUGGUAGAUACGAACUUGUAAAUGUGUGUUAGGUCAGUUGUUAAGAUUUACAUGUAAACUUGUUAUUUAAAAGCGGGUGCCUUCAAUUAAAAGAUUGGAUUAAGAGGCAUAUCAUUUGCUGUGCGCGAAUGCAAUCAAAAAUGCUAGACAUACAUGUUCGCAUUUUCAAAAGUAGUUUUCAAAAGGAACACAUUACAUGUCUGGAAUUUUGGCAACGAUCGCCCUCCAUACAGGCUCUGUAGUAUUCGUGUUGUGUUUACUCAUCCUUAAUUAAAAAAGAACAACAACAAACAAACAGUCACAAUGGAAUCUCUACCUGAAUUUGUCAAGGAUAACGGACUAUAUUUAGCAACAGGUGCUAUUGUCAUCGGAUCGUCAUUGUUAUUAUAUAAACGAAUGAAACGUUCUCGAACAAGAGUAUGCGGUGUGGAUUAUCCGAAAGACAAGGUCAUCCUUCAUGUGUUUCCUCGGACCAAAACUAUUCCGAAUAUGGGCCAUUUUGUGAUGAAGUUAGAAACGUAUUUGCGGAUACAUAAAAUACCGUUCCAGCUUGAUUUUAACUACAAAGGUGGACCGAAGAAUAAAACACCAUGGAUAGAAUAUAAUGGUAUAACAAUGGGAGACUCUCAGUUAAUAAUUGAGUACUUUAACAAGGAAUUCAACUUUGAUAUGAACAGUCAUCUUAGCAAACAAGAACGGGCUGUUGCAUGGGCGAUACAGAAAUGGUUGGAA